Molecule: messenger RNA, 3716 nt
Organism: Aedes aegypti (yellow fever mosquito)
Lineage: Eukaryota; Metazoa; Arthropoda; Insecta; Diptera; Culicidae
Gene: Ir136
Exons: 2
Coding region: 1776-3572 (598 amino acids)
Source: RefSeq, a predicted model, not a curated record
GCUCCAAUCGACCUGAAAUUUUCACUGCAACUAAAAAGUAAAAAAAAAUAACUUUAGCCAUAGUUUUUGAGUAAUUUAAAAUUUAAUAAACAGGGAACAGUAUUUUAAAUGGAUCAGUCUGUUUUGAAUUUUCUUAUCUCUUUUCAAGUGCACCAAGAUGCACAUACCAAAGUGUCGUAGCUCCGGGACUCCAUUUUUUUGUUGAAUUUUUGAGUUUUCACAAACGCGUGUUAUCGCUUCGAAUUUAGAACACUGAAUGAUCUUAUGCCGUGAAGACUCGAUUGCAUCAACCAAAGUAGAGUCUCCAAAAUCGAUGAAAAGCUGAGCGUCACACUCAUCUUCUUUUGGCGCUCUUCAAAUCUCCAAACACGCUUAAAAUUCUUGAUACAGUGGCAGUACAACCUUCACACAGUGAAACUUACACCGAACAAGUGUGAAUAGAUUUUCCGUUGAUGCUUUCGUCGAAUUGGAGGUCGAUCAACAAAUCGCGUUUACUCGAGAUCUCCAAACUGUGCUUUUUAUUUUACCGGCCUUGCGUUAGACGCAAACAUCGUUUAGGUAUUUUUUUUGUUCUUCAAUCCUUUCGGUCUUUGUGUAAACAAAGCUUCCUCUUCACACAGUUAUUUCAAUUAGUGUUUUUAUUUUAGAUUAGUACCCAUCAUAUAUCCCACAAUAUUCCUUUCUUCUACUCUUUUUUUUCAGAGAAUGAUGUGUCAUCUCCGAUGUUAAAUAACAAUUUUGAAUAUUGAAACCGCAGGAGCCUGUCCUUAGUCAAGAAGCAAUGAAUAAAUUGACCUCCGUUUAAAAUUACAUUUCUCGACCCAUUCACAAAUUUGAGUUAAAACAACUUAUAUUUUUUUUUGUAGUCUGAUUUCUCCGUGCUGUUCGAAAAGGCCUUUUUUUGCAUCCCGUGCACUUGUGAUGUGACGCCCACGUAGGCAUCACGCCUUGACUUCGCAAACGAACAACUGUCAAUGUCAAAUGUCAGAACUUUGGGCAACGUCAGUUUGUUUUUGUUUGUUUUCCAUUGAGUUUUUUCUCCGCUGCUUUUCAUAAAUCAAAUUUACGCUGAUCAAGCCCCGCUAAAUUUGUGCAAAAUCUCGAAACAAUAAUAAGUAAUUAUUACUUUAUGUAAAGCGAUCAUUGUUUCCCCGAAAUCGACUACACCAGACGACACCAGCCAGGAGGAAAUCCCGCCCAAUCCGAUCGCUUGAUUGCUAGGCCAACCACUGUAAUAUGCCAAGUGCCAAUAUCUCGCAUGAACGGACAAAAAUACAUUGCAAGCCCUUACUUCAGUUAGAUGGACGCAGGAAUUAGGAAAAUAAUGUAUAGGAUGGGCAAAGAUAAAGCGUUUAUUUUCUCAGAUUAGUACCCAUCAUAUAUCCCACACAAAGCUAGAUCUAUAAGUUGGUAAACCGCUUAUUAUUGAGUUGUCUCAAUAGCGUAUCUGCUAGCAGAUUCCACAAAAUUGGUGAUAACCCAACUAACAUUCAUUUAUUUAACAAACACCAUUAUGGCAGUUUUAUUCAGCCUUAUGUUCAAUACCGAAACAUUCAUAUCGUCUGUGUAAAUUUAUUUCGGGUUAAAAUUCUCUUAUAUUUUUUUUUAUUAGAGCGUUUAUUAAGUUCUCACUUUUUAUUCAAGGAUUUUUCUCAGUCCAAUCACUUAUAAAUUAGCAUACGCAGAGCAAUAAUAGUACUAAUCUCACUCAAUGUAUCUUAUCACAUAAAUCAAAUUAAAGUAAAAUAUAUGUGCUUGCAUUGCACAUCCACCACAUGAUUUGGGGUUACAUUCGUCCGGAAGAACACCGUACGGUUAGAUGGCGUUCGAUGCCAUCCUCGGGACUGGCUCUGGCCAGUUUUUGUCUUCUAUAUACGUCCAUUAUAGCUGUCAUUUCACCCAAAGUACAAAACUACACCCUCACCGCCAUCGAGUACCUAUCGGAGCACCAUCCCGGACGAUUUGAGUGCACUUUUCUGGACGUCAGCGGCGGAACUUACUUCGAUCACGAUUUUCAAGAACUGAUCCACUCACCCCGGCUGGGUCUCAUCGCCAAGUAUGUGAUCAAUGAUUCCACCCUGUUGAGCUAUAGGGCGGGGCUUCCGUGGUUUCCGGCGCUGGUGGUGAUCAACGUUCACGCGGAUAAGGUCGAUUUUCACAGCGACCAGUUCGAAAUGAACCCUAACACCAGGAUAUUGAUACUGUUCAAGAUGGACUACGCGUAUUCGGUGGUGAUGUCGGCCAUGUUUUUCUCUAUGAGCACUCAUUUUACACGAAUGGUUUGUCUCGAGUCGGCUGAUAUGAUUUUCAUACGGGUGGGAUUCAACGGGUCGUUUCAUGGUUAUUUGAGCUACAUGGAGCCUAGUGAAUUGUUCAAGAAUAUACUGCAUGAUAUGGGAGGGCGAACCAUCGGCUAUAGUGGCAGUAUUCGGAUUUCGCAAAGGCAUCAGAAUUGGAUGAAAGAAACCGCUCGGUAUCUCAACGCAACAUCGAGAUAUCUGAGAGCUCCGUGUGAUCGGAGAUUGGGAGGGAUUUCUGACUGUUAUCCACGGUUUUACAAGUCCAAUCCAGUCGUCAUCGCGUUGGACUGUAAUUUUCUCUCAUCGAUAUCAGCCCAGAUGUAUCGGUCGUUAUUUGAAAUUGUGCCCGAGACAAACGUUUUUGCUAUUCCAAUGUCUAGAACUAUCAACGUUUUGGAGAUGUUCUUUUGGCCUUUCUCGCUAGCCGCAUGGAUUGUUCUAGCGCUGAUUACCGCCUUACUUGAGAUACUCAGUAUAUUCUAUCCCAAGCUAUUCAGAAACGAUCCAACUCUACUCAUCAUAUGUGGUUUCGAGCGCUACAAUUUACACACCGCAGGUGCUAAAGAGAAGCUGAUUUUCCUUUCUAUGAUCAUAUUUUUCUUCCUAAUGACAAACGCCUACGAAACAAUGAUCAUUUCGUUUAUGAUCGAGAAGCCAUCGAUAAGCAAAAUUAGAACCAUACAGGAGCUGAUCAACUCAGGACUGCAGCUGGCAGCGCAAAAAGUGUCAAAGAUUGCCCUUUACAAUGAUCCAAGAUUCAGUGGAAUGCUACUGGACAUAUCGAACCAUUCAGUGGAUGACUUCGAUGGCAAAAGUGCAUUCUAUGGCACACUGUCCUACAUGGAGGAUCGCAUACGGAUGCCGAUUAAUUACGAUUACAAAAGACGUCGACCGACUUACUACAUACUGGAUGAAACCUACGGGAUGGUCGUUUGCCUCUACUGGAUGCCCUGGUUCGAUUCGUUGAUGGAAAUGUUCUACUACACAGAGCGGAUCUUCUUUGAAGCUGGACUACUGUCCAAGUGGUAUCGGGACGAUACCGGCAAUUUUUCCGCAUUCCAAAUUCAGUUGCUGCCCAGGAGAGAUUUGAAUUUUGCAGAUUUUGAAGACAGAUUGGGCUUUGGAGAUAUGCUACCGGCGUGGAUUGCGAUUGGGAUUGGAUUGGCUGUUAGUUUGUUGGUGUUAUCUGGUGAAUAUGUGCUGUUCCGAUGCUUUAAUUGUUGGAAGUCGGUAAAGUGGUCUCCGGAUCAGAUCAGAGGAGCAGAUGAAUAACCACAGUUAUUCCAUUAAAACGACGAUGGAUAAACCUACCCUAAAGAUGUAAAAAACAUAAAUGCUUAGUAUGUUUACAUGUUUUAUUAUACUUUAAUGCGCGGUGUAAUAAAAAAAAAAACAAAACAUGAACUGAAUCUUUGA